Molecule: messenger RNA, 5750 nt
Organism: Varanus komodoensis (Komodo dragon)
Lineage: Eukaryota; Metazoa; Chordata; Lepidosauria; Squamata; Varanidae
Gene: GMPS
Product: guanine monophosphate synthase
Exons: 16
Coding region: 236-2317 (693 amino acids)
Biological process (GO): GMP biosynthetic process
Cellular component (GO): cytosol
Molecular function (GO): GMP synthase (glutamine-hydrolyzing) activity; ATP binding; GMP synthase activity
Source: RefSeq, a predicted model, not a curated record
UAGCUCAUCUUGGCGGCGAAGACAGAGCGGCAAGCGCCGUCCGCGGCCGGAGCCUGGUUUUCGAGCUCUCUUUCUCCCUGCGCCUGCCUCUUCCCUCGUUCCGGCUUGCAGUUCGCGGCGGCGGCGGCGGCGCCCUUCUCCGUGCCGGCGGACGGGCGCGGGGCUCGUGCAUUAUUAUUCCCUCCCCCGCCCCCUCCUCCUUCUCCAGCCCUCUGGUGUCUCCCCGGCCGGCUCUAUGGCUCUGUGCAAUGGAGAAGCCAAGUUGGAGAAUGCUGGAGAAGAUCUCAAGGAUGGUAUUUGCCGCUACGAGGGAGCUGUAGUAAUACUUGAUGCUGGUGCUCAGUAUGGGAAGGUCAUUGAUCGUCGAGUCAGAGAACUGUUUGUCCAGUCAGAAAUUUUCCCUUUGGAAACUCCUGCCUUUGCAAUCAAAGAACAAGGAUUUCGGGCUAUCAUCAUAUCUGGAGGACCAAAUUCUGUUUAUGCAGAAGAUGCUCCCUGGUUUGACCCAGCAAUAUUUACGAUAGGCAAACCUGUUCUUGGAAUUUGCUAUGGCAUGCAGAUGAUGAAUAAGGUAUUUGGAGGUACAGUGCACAAAAAAGACGUUCGAGAAGAUGGAGUCUUCAACAUUACUGUAGAUAACACAUGUUCACUAUUCAGGGGACUCCAGAAGGAAGAGAUUGUUCUUCUCACCCAUGGAGAUAGUGUAGAUAAAGUGGCAGAUGGAUUCAAAGUGGUUGCACAAUCUGGAAAUGUAGUAGCUGCUAUAGCAAAUGAAUCUAAAAAACUGUAUGGAGCACAGUUCCAUCCUGAAGUUAGCCUUACAGUGAAUGGAAAAGCAAUGCUGAAAAACUUCCUGUAUGAUAUUGCUGGGUGCAGUGGCACUUUCACAGUUCAGAACAGAGAACAGGAAUGCAUUCGAGAUAUCAAAGAGAAAGUAGGGUCAUCAAAAGUUCUGGUUUUACUCAGUGGAGGUGUAGAUUCCACUGUGUGUACAGCUUUACUGAACCGUGCUUUAAAUCAAGAGCAAGUGAUUGCAGUGCACAUAGAUAAUGGAUUUAUGCGCAAGAGGGAAAGUCAGUCUGUGGAGGAGGCACUCAAAAAAUUGGGAAUUCAAGUAAAAGUGGUAAAUGCUGCUCAUUGGUUCUACAAUGGUACAACAACUUUGCCCAUCUCUGACGAAGACAGAACUCCACGAAAAAGGAUCAGCAAAACACUGAAUAUGACUACAAGUCCUGAGGAAAAACGCAAAAUUAUUGGUGACACCUUUGUGAAGAUUGCUAAUGAAGUUAUUGGAGAAAUGAACCUGAAGCCAGAGGAAGUCUUCCUUGCCCAGGGAACCUUGAGACCUGAUCUCAUUGAAAGUGCAUCUCUUGUUGCUAGUGGCAAAGCAGAAGUUAUCAAGACUCAUCACAAUGACACAGAGCUCAUUCGAAAAUUAAGGGAAAAGGGCAAAGUAAUAGAACCACUGAAGGAUUUCCAUAAGGAUGAAGUGAGAGUGCUUGGGAGAGAACUAGGUCUGCCUGAAGAGCUGGUCUCCAGACAUCCAUUCCCAGGUCCUGGCCUUGCAAUUCGAGUAAUAUGUGCUGAAGAACCAUAUGUUUGCAAAGAUUUCCCUGAAACUAAUAACAUUCUGAAAAUCAUAGCGGACUUUUCUGCAAGUGUUAAAAAGCCUCACACUCUAUUGCAAAGGGUCAAAGCUUGUACAACUGAGGAAGACCAGGAGAAAUUGAUGCAGAUCACAAGUCUACAUUCAUUGAAUGCCUUCUUGCUACCAGUCAAAACUGUGGGUGUACAGGGUGAUGGUCGUUCCUACAGUUAUGUGUGUGGGAUCUCCAGUAAAGACGCUCCACACUGGGAAUCCCUUAUGUUCCUAUCCAGACUUAUACCACGCAUGUGUCACAACAUAAAUCGAGUGGUCUAUGUGUUCGGCCCGCCAGUCAAAGAACCUCCCACAGAUGUUACUCCCACUUUCCUGACGACAGGCGUCCUCAGCACGUUGCGGCAAGCUGAUUUCGAGGCACAUAAUAUUCUGAGGGAGUCUGGUUAUUCUGGAAAAAUCAGCCAGAUGCCAAUAAUCUUAACACCAUUGCAUUUUGAUCGAGAUCCCUUACAGAAGCAGCCUUCCUGUCAAAGAUCAGUGGUUAUUCGAACCUUUAUUACUAGUGACUUCAUGACUGGUAUUGCAGCAACUCCUGGCAAUGAGAUACCAGAAGAGGUUGUGUUGAAAAUGGUGACAGAGAUUAAGAAGAUUCCUGGCAUCUCCCGGGUGAUGUAUGACUUGACUUCAAAACCACCAGGAACAACUGAGUGGGAGUAAUUACCCCCCCCCAACCACACACACACACACACACACACACACACACAACAAAAGUACUGUAUGCAGUUUUAAAUUAUAUCAGAAACCAUUCCCCAGUGUUGACAUGCAGUGCUGUGAAAAGAGUGACUGGAGCUGCUGCUACAUGACAUGUGAUAUUUUUUUUUUCUUUUCUCUCCUGGAGCAUAAUCUGCAAAUUAAGAGUGAUGAUGUUGGGUGGGCAGGGGAGGGAAGUAAGGUAAGUGGGGCUGAGGAUAUGUACGGGUAAAUAAUUAGGGCAGUUAUGCCUAAGUGCAGAUAGAUCCAUAUUGCUUUGCCUUUUCUGGUGGGGGAGAAUCUUAACUGUCUCUUCCUGUUUUUCAUGUGUUUUUACUGUUAUGUCAUUUCAAUGUCUCUCUCUCUCUCUCUUUUUUAAUUUUUUUUGUAUACUGUAUAAAAAGAGGCAAGUUUAUUUACAUUUACCGAAACCAUUGUUAGAGCUUAUUAAUAAUGUAAAAUGAAGAAGAAAAAGUGACCAACUGCUUUUGAAACAGAUUUAUUAUAAAUAAAUAUUUUGCCAAAUGGAGUAGUGGGUAUUGUUGAAUUGUGGAAUCAAUGUAUAUUUGUUUGAUGUAUACUGUUAGCCCUGUUCCAUAUUGUUUGAAGUAUUAAGCCCAGGGCAGAGUGUAGACAUUCUAAACAGCUGGCACUCGGAUACUGACUACAUUUUCCCCCAUUCUCAUUUCCCCCUCCAUAAUAUUUUCAAAACAAAAUGCUUUUGUUUAAGAGUGUAAAGCAUAGAUUUUCCUCAAGAUGCAGUGCUGUUUAUAUUUAACAUGCAUCACUGAAGUGAGUUGCAAGAGAGCCUCACAUAAAUGAUGUGUACAGCUGAACGUGUGUUUUGUGGCUCAGAAAAAAUCAAAGUAACAACCCACAUUACAGCCAUCCACAUCUCUGUGCCCAUUUUUAUUUUUUGUCUUUAUACUGAAUUAAAAUUGGUUUCUAUUGGUUUAAAAUUUGAUAUGAGGCUGCUUUAUAAAGGCAAGGGAAAUCAUGAGUUUAAGGGGCACCCUUGGAAGGUGUGUUAAAACAUUGUGCUAUGUUGUUUGUGGUUUGGAUCAGGCUUAUCCAAUAAGAAUGCGGUUCUCUGUUCCUACAACUUGGAGAUUAGGCUACCAAAAAGUUAGAACACUUCCCCUCUCCAAUAAGUGUCAGGAUUCGAAGCUAGAUGCUUUGGGAUAUGUUUCCCCAUAGGCUAAAUUCAAAUAGAGCUGUUUCUACUGACUUGCAGUUUGUGUAACUGAAAAGGAGGGAUGUACCUAUUUAUUAUUAAGCAGAGAUAGGUCACUUCUGCAGUUUGAAAGGUCACAUUGACUCCCUCCCCUGGAAUUCAGCCUGGGAAUUUCUGGCACCAAAUUUGCUGCCACAAUUUCUGGGCAAAAAGUAUAUUUUCUUGCAAAGAGGGUACACAGGGAACAUGUAUGGUCAUUUGCAAGCAAAAUAAUGUUAACAAGAUAUAGAAAUGGUGUGUUCCUUAUGUGCCUUGUUUGUUUGCAAAUUGCUAUAUAUAUUUUUUAUGCCACCAUGGCAAAUUUGGGGGCAGGGAGUACACAAGUGGGCACUGUAGUGCAUACAUUGCCUACCUCUGUUGUAAAGAGUUCACCUCCUAUUAGGGCUGCCAUGAUUUCUGGCACCCAUUCUGAAUACCUCCCCAACUCAGCUGCGUGCUAAAAAUCAAGGCAUACCCCUAUCGGAUUUUUUAAAAUACUUCUCAAGGGUUUAAACAGCCCAGUGUAAUUGCACUCAUUAGCAGGAUACAGGCAACAAUUUGCCAUGUAAUAGCUACUUGGAAGCUCAUCUCACAACUCCUUCCACUUUGUGGAGAAGCAAUAAAAUAGCUGCUUCUGCUUAAUGUAAGACUUGAUGGCAAAAGACCUGUCAUUCAUGAUUUCAUCUAAGCUGAGACACUGUCCUUGCGUGAAUUGCCAGGAUAUGGCUGGGUAGGAUGCUUAAGUCAGUAUUUGCCUGGACGGUCUCUGCUGGCCAAGUGCUUCAGCUUCUGCUUGGAAUAAUGCCUGAGGAAGAAGAAAUGCAGCCAAAGGGCUCACGAUGGCUAAAAAUCCACUGUGACCUAUUGAAACGGAUGCUCUUUGAAGGGCUAGGACAAGAUGAGGGCAUCCUUCUCUGUACUGACUACAUUGCUGUGCCACAAAAUCAUUCACUACCUUCUCAAGAAGCUUCCAGUGGAGACCUUGCAACAUUUAUACGUGCACUUUUCCUCCAGGCCACGGUGUGCAAUCCUAUUGCUUUCCUCUAGCCCAAGGUUUGGAAAUGGCUGUGUUCAAGUGAAUGGAUUGUAGUCUAUACGCAUUGCCUACCAGGAAUAUCUCUGUGUGCUUGCUUGUGCCACUUAAGGCAAAUAAUCAUACACAAGUCUAGCUCCUCCUGGGAGAUAGAAACCUAAAUUGCAGAAGGUAGACUAUACCGCAUCAUGGUUAUUCAAGUCCAUAGCAUCAGAAUGCUUCUGCAACUUACUGUUGUGUCUUACAUUGAGGUUACGGCAUUUGCCAGUAGCACCUUUCUUCAGUUUAAAACGUGGCCAUUGUAAAUCCUCUUUUAUGCUUUAAAUGCAAUCCUAUCAUAACUAUGACACAACCUGGAAAAAGUAGUAUAGUAUCUGCUUGCAUCCAUAUCAGCCAGAGGUUCAGCUCAGUGGCACCUCUAAUGAUGACCAUUACAGCUGGAGAUACAGUCCUUUGUUUUCAUAGCCUUGUUUUCAUUGUAUUAGGUGCACAGCAUAGCCAAAUUCCCCUAGGAUUUCUAUCUUAGCAAAUGUGUAAAUUUUGACACUCCUGGAUUAUAGCUUGUUACACUUGCCUUUAAAUAAGAUUCAUGAAUAAACUUUAUACAAAAAAAUAUGCCAGAGCCGGAAGUAAAUGUGUAAAAUGUUUUGCAUCAUAAGCAAAUUGUUACAUUUUAAUCAAGAUACCAGUGUUGUAUGGAACAGGGUUUUAAAACAUAAACAUGUGCAUACAAUGUGCAUACACAUCCAUGUGCAUCUAUUCAGUUUGUAAGGGAAAUGGAAUGUGGAGUAUACUUGCACUGCCAGACUGCCAGUCUUUGAAUGUAUUUCAUGGUGUUAAUUCAUGUAAUCUUAGCCAGAUGCAGAAACAGAGAUAACUGUCUUGUUGUGGUCCAGAAGGGAAUGUAUACCAUGUAGGGUAUGAAUGCAGUUGCUCUUGUUCAGUUUGUUCACCCUUCAUUCAGUAAGACGUCAACGUUUUCAAAGGAAUUUGUAUAGGGAAUAAUUCCAAGCAUUCUCCUUCCCUCCCUCCCACCUUCUGUCUUUUUUUUUUUUUUUAAGAAAAGAAACCCAAUGCGUACAUUUUCUGCUUGUAAAUGAUAAAACUACUGUGAGCCUUAAUUUUUAUCCACAAAUAAAAAUUACCCAUUUGGA